This is a messenger RNA of Orbicella faveolata, 5040 nucleotides long. RefSeq lists its product as uncharacterized. Lineage: Eukaryota; Metazoa; Cnidaria; Anthozoa; Scleractinia; Merulinidae. The record is from RefSeq and is a predicted model, not a curated record.
AUAUGUUAACUGUGUUCAAAAUUUUGUUGUCUGUUGUUUCAUGUAUAUCAAACAACAAGCAAAACAUUUGAUAUUGUACCUUGAUUUUGAGCUUGUAAUUUCUGGAGAUCUGCAAAUAAAUCAUGAGGCAAUUAAACAGUGGAUGAAAGUGGGACGUCAAGUUCAGAAACGCCUUAAAUCAUAAGCUCUAAGAAAAGCAAUUAAGGUUCACUUGGUGAUUUAUAUCAUGUUAGUUGAGUUUCAACACUGAGAAAUAAAAUACCCAACACAGGUGCAACUACCUUUUUAAACAUUUGCCUUACCUGAAGGAGGCUGGUUUUCCAAAGCAUUACCAGGCUUGGCUACAAGAAAAUGAGGUUUCACAGUUUUAACAUAAUAUGUUAACUGUGUUGUAAUUUCUGAGCAAGAAAAUGUAUUGCAUCAUUGCAACACAACACAAGUUCAACUAUUUUUUUAAAACAGCUGCCUUGCUUGGAAGAUAAUUACUUGCUCCGGCCUCCUUGCUUUGCUAUUUUUUAAAAACACUUGCCUUACCUGAUAGAAGCUCAGUUCCUGAAGCCUCCACAUCUUUGUCAUCUAGAAGAAAAUGAGGUUUAACAGCAUGAAAAUCAAUUUUAUCUUCCUCAAAGCCACCAAAAAUGAAUACAUCAAUAAAAAUACAUAGAAAGCAUCAAGGCAUUUGUUUCUUGUGUGUCUUGUCUCUAAACCUUAAGGGCAGAUUCGGUGUAAAACCUUCUAGAGUAACUGCACCCCUUCUGUGGAUGUCAUUUUCAAGAAAUUAUGUUUACAUAUACCCGUGAAUAAAUUGUCCUCAAAAUGUGUGCGACUUGUAUUUUGGACUUGUGUCUUACAAGUUGGACUCUUGUCAAGUCAGACAAUUUAACAUUUCAUUGAUUUUUAUCAAACAAUCYGCAAAACAUGUCAUAUUGUUCCUUGUUUCUCAUGCUGUGGAUUCUCAAAGAGCUGCAAAAGGAAAUCCAUACWCAACACAGGUGCUUUGRUAUUUUUUAAAAAACAUUUGCCUUACCUGAUGGAGGCUCAGUUCCUGAAUCCCCCUCAUCUUUGUCAUCUAGAAGAAAAUGAGGUUUAACAGCAUGAAAAUCAAUUUUACCUUCCUCAAAGCCACCAAAAAUGAAUACUCAAUAAAAAGAAAUAGAGAGCAUCAAGGCAUUUGUUUCUCUUGUGUGUCUUGUCUCUAAACCCUAAGAGCAAACCCCGUGUAAAACCUGCUAGAGUACCCACUCCCCCUCUGUGGAUAUCAUUUUCAAGAAAUUAUGUUUAAAUAUACCUGUGAUUAAAUUGUCCUCAAAAUGUGUGCAACUUGUAUUUUGGACUUGUGUCUUACAAGUUGGACUCUUGUCAAGUCAGACAAUUUAACAUUUCAUUGAUUUUUAUCAAACAAUCGGCAAAACAUUUGAUAUUGUUCCUUAUUUCUCAUGCCGUGGAUUCUCAAAGAGCUGCAAAAGGACAUCCAUACACAAUACAGGUGCUUUGCUAUUUUUAAAAAACAUUUGCCUUACCUGAUGGAGGCUCAGUUCCUGAAUCCCUGUCAUCUUUGUCAUCUAGAAGAAAAUGAGGUUUAACAGCAUGAAAAUCAAUUUUAUCUUCCUCAAAGCCACCAAAAAUAAAUACAUCAAUAAAAAUACAUAGAAAGCAUCAAGGCAUUUGUUUCUUGUGUGUCUUGUCUCUAAACCCUAAGAGCAGACCCCAUGUAAAACCUUCUAGAGUAACCACGCCCCCCUCUGUGGAUAUCAUUUUCAAGAAAUUAUGUUUAAAUAUACCCGUGAAUAAAUUGUCCUCAAAAUGUGUGUUUGAUUGGUUAUAAAGAAAAAAAAACAUUGUUAUUCAAUAUUAGUUAUUCAUUUGCAGGCUAAACCACAUAAUAUAUACAGGGCCACUGAUUUACAUCACAAAAGUGUCUGUUGUGUUACACCUUUGUCCUUCAAAAGAUUUUGACACAUGUAAAACAGAAGAAAAUAAGGUUUCACAGCAUGAAAAUCAAUUUUAUCAUUUAAUAUUUUAUCAUGUAAUAUUUCAUCAGUGUUCAACUUACCAGGGUUUUCAUCACCGUUAAAACCAGUAGGCAUAAUUUGAUCAGUUCGAGUUUAUUCUGAUAAAAAUAACAAAGAACAAGAUGUAAACUUAAAUAAUUUAACUCACCCAGCCGACCCAGUGAUAUAAACCAUUGUAACCCUAAUCUCAUACUGAAAGAGUAAACUCACCUUGAAAAUAACAGUUAACAAAUCGACCAUAUCAUAACUUGCUUCAGAGCCUGCGUUUUUGAAAAUAACGCCUCCGGUAGGUUUCUUGGUUUGAAAUACUCCAGAGCGACCAAUCACGAUAACUCUUGCCCCCAGUUCGUCCGCGGUUUAAAGUCAACCAAGCUAAACAGCGUCGUUCGUCACGAGUUGGAAAUCUUAAGUCGAAAAUCGCCGCUCGACUCCUAAAAAAGGAAUUGACAGCGCAACUACUACUUAAUGCUAAAGCCGGUAUUUGUGAAGCAUGCAGUGGAGAGGUAAGAAGUUGAUAUGAAGCGCUUUAAAUCGAGAUCGAAACCCAGAAUGAUUCGUCGACUUCCGUUUAUUAAUUCAUGUGAGAAAUUCUUCACCUGCGUGCAAAAAAUAAAAUGAUAUUUAAUUCCACUAAAUAGAGACCAUGAAGAAAUACUUAAACAGAAAAAAAGAAGUGCGAUUAUUGUGAUUUAAGCUUUAUAAAGAAUACCAACAUAUUGCAAUAUCCUCCGCGUGAACUCUAGUCACGUGAGUCCAAUCUGGAACAAGAUGUUGGUUCAAAAUGUUAUUGAUCUCUAAUAGAUUUAUAGUUUUCUAGUGACGUCAUCCAAUUCAUUCCCGGUCUCCCUCGCCCAAGAUCGCCCUGAACUCUGAUUGGUCUACUCGUGGGGUAUUUAAACCUCGAGUGUCAUAGAGACAAGCAUUUUUAGCGCGUGGUUUUGCGUCCUGUCGUGUCGAUAGGUGAAAUACGUGCAAUGGAUUCUUUGCUUUCCUACGAAUCCAGUUCUAGUAGUACCUCUGAUGGCGAGGCAUGGACCGAAACACAACCCCCUAUGACAAAACGGGCCAUCGAGCAAGCGCCGCCCUUUGCAACCCUAGAAGACGACGCGUUGAUGGACAGGUGUGCUUCAGACUCUGAAGUAAGCGAUUCUAACGAUGAAGCCCCAAAAUUCGGUUCAGAGCGAUUUCAUCCCACAGAUGGAGAUCAGCUAGACGAGAAUGAAUUGGAAGAACAGCACCAGCAGAACUUCGGCAGCAGAGGGGAGACAGAAGCCUUCGGUGGUGGUGGAAACAUGCAUGCUACAUUUCCCUUGCCAGUUGGAGGAAAGAGGAGUCCUUAUGCGCUAAAUAUCCGUGAUCUCAAUGCAAGGAUGCGCGCUUUCUUGGCGUCGGUAAAGACAUACUUCACGCAGAGAGUAAAUCUGGAAAGGCAGAAGGCCCCGCUUUGCCCUUCGACUUACGACAAAGCCCAAGAAAGAGUACUUGGUAUGUAUAUGUUGUUGUAUGUCUUUUACUCAGUUCGCUCACAGAGGCCGCACGCGCGCGUUUGAUUGCGGUAAAAGGUAUACGCGGCUGUAAAUGCUUCGUUCUUAAAGCGUGUUUUGGCCAAUGCUUUCUAGAUUAAUUCAAAUAUUAGUUCAAACAAGCGUGGGAAAAAGGGAAGACGCGAGCGGGAGCGGUUCUUCAAACCAGAGGUGCGAAAAAUUUCUUUUGUGUUGUCUUGGCCGGUAUUACGCAUUUUUCGUCUUUAAUCUCUAGUCAGUUUUACCUACGCAAGGACGGUUUUUCCGUUCUUUGUAGUCGUUCGAUUUAGCGAUUGUAAAAAAAAGACGAAACAAAAAAAUCAAAAAAAGACCAAAAACGAAUGCGUAAAACAUUGUCUUCUCUGGGAUGCGCGCAGAGUGUGAUGGAAAAAGGGAAGACGCGAGCGGUUUUUCAAACGGGAGGUGCGAAAAAUUUCUUUUGUGUUGUCUUGGCCGAUAUUACGCAUUUUUCGUCUUUAAUCUCUAGUCAGUUUUACCUACGCAAGGACGGUUUUUGCGUUCUUUGUAGUCGUUCGAUUUAGCGAUCGUAAAAAAAAAAAAGUCGAAACAGAAAAAUCAAAAGAAGACCAAAAACGAAUGCGUAUAACAUUGUCCCCUCUCUAUGUUAGGUUUUCUGGGAUACGCGCAGAGUGUGAUGGAUACACGAGAAUUGAGCCCAGAAGUGUUCCUGCGAGUAACGUUCAUCGAAGGCUACGUGGAAUUUCUGAAGGAAAAGCGGUGUUGCAGUUCAGCGACAGUCUCCAAUCACAUAAGUUCGAUCUUGUACCCGAUCAAAUUUCUGCAUCGCGAAGAUGCGCCCAACUUCAAUAAUGUGGCGAUCAUAAAGCAGUUGAGAGUUCAAGCCACCCUGCUCCAAAAAGAGGGCGACCUCGACCGUCCAUCCAGCAAGGAGGACUUUGAAGCGCAAAAUCGCUGGCUUCCUUGGGACCAGGUUGUGAAAACAGUAGCGACACAACGGGAACGCUUUGAGCUUGCUGGUCCGAUGAAAGUGAAGGCCAGAGAAUGUUGUGACCUGGUAAUGGUGAGCCUGUAUGUUUUCAUCCCGCCAUCCCGAGGCCUGGAAAUCCGAACGCUGGAAGUCCUUGGCAAUGGUUACGACUUUGAUCAGGCUCGCUUUAAAGAUCGAAACGCUGUGGUGAUGAAGGACGAUGGAGUCAUCUUGCACUUUCAUAAUUACAAAACCAGGCGGUUUUCAGGCAGGGAUGAAUUGGCGUUGGAGAACGACCACGAACUUUGCCAGAUUCUGCGUAUGUAUGUGAAAGACUUCCGACCGCACCUCACCAAGGAAGGAAGCGGAGAUUUUCUGCUGUUGAACAAAAAUGGAGAUGCCUUCACUUCAGCUGCAUUCUCUGCCCACCUGAAGAAUGUGUUUUAUGGACUUACUGGAAAAUUGGUCUCGGUGAACAUGCUUCGGUCCUCAUUCAUCACAUGGGCCUAUUCUCAAGAGUAAGUUGACAUUCCUUAGAUUUAGAAUUUGUCAAUAA